UAACAUGAUUUUAUAAAAAAUUAUUAAUUAAUGUUUUUUAAUUAGUAAAAGUUUUGUAUUAGUUUAAAAUACAAAUUAUUAUAUGUCUGGCAUUUAGCAAAUAUAUUUUAGUUUAUCACCAGAUUUUGUAUUGUAAUCAUCAUAUUUUUACACUUAUUUUGUAAUUAAUUUCACCCGAUUUUACACACUAUGUCUGAUCUCAGCGAGGGUAUAAUACUAGGCAUCGGUAACCCGUUGCUGGACAUCACGUGCAACGUUAGCGACGAGUUUCUAAUUAAAUGGAAACUGAACGCCAACGACGCGAUAAUGACCGAGGGCGAAUCGCACGACAAACUAUUCACCGAGAUCACCGCCAACUACCAGUGCCAGUACAUAGCGGGUGGCAGUUGUCAAAACACGUUGCGCACAAUCCAAUGGAUGCUGAGCAAACCUAAUCUGGUCACGUGUUUUGGAGGGGUGGGCGACGACGAGUUCGGGCGCAUUAUGGCCGACAAGUCGCGCGAAGUGGGCCUAAACUCGGUGUACAUGGUGGACAAACUGGUGCCCACGGGCAAAUGCGCUUGCCUCAUUUCCCAGGGCAACGCGUGCCGCUCACUGGUCGCCUAUUUGGGCGCCUCCCAGACGUUUAACAUACAGCACGUGUUGGACAACUAUGGUUACGUGGAAAAGGCCAAGAUCAUUUAUUCAACCGGCUAUCACCUGGCUGUUAGCAAGGAGUCCAUAUUGAAUUUGGCCAACCAUGCGCAUAGUAAUGCGGGUAAAUUGUUUGCGUUCAAUUUGUCCGCUCCCUAUAUUAGUCAGGUGUUUGGCAAAGACCUGCUGGAAGUUGUGCCGUAUAUGGAUAUACUGUUUGGCAAUGAGACAGAGGCGGCCGCUUUUGCCGAGCUUAAUGGUUGGCAGACUAUAGACCUAAAACAAGUGGCUAAACUGGCGGCAGACAUGCCCUGUCGGCGACCGGACGGCCGUAUAGUAGUGAUCACUCAGGGAACCGAUGCCGUACUCGUGGCCACCACUGCCCACCACGAGGUCCGUGAAUACCCGGUACCGGUGGUGCCCGAGAGUGAGAUCGUGGACACGAUAGGAGCGGGCGAUGCGUUUGUCGGCGGUUACUUCGCUCAGUUGGUCCGCUACCGACCGAUCGACGCGUGCGUCCGAAGCGGUGUUUACGCCGCACAGCAAGUGAUCCGUCAAAUCGGCGCUCAUUUUCCCCAACAAAUGACUUUUGAUGAAUAGUUUAUACAAUUUUUUAAUCAUGUUUUUAUUGAGAUUUAUUGUAGAGUAUUGAAAUAAAUGAAUUAUUAAAUUAGGUUGUUUAAUUAAUAGCUGCUAAAUUUAGAUUGUUGGAUUUUUAAAUAAAAGUUACUAUGUUAGAUUUAAUUGUGAAUAAAA
This is a messenger RNA of Medioppia subpectinata, 1389 nucleotides long. The record is from the annotation of a GenBank genome assembly. NCBI's taxonomy places the organism in Eukaryota, Metazoa, Arthropoda, Arachnida, Sarcoptiformes, Oppiidae.